This is a messenger RNA of Spinacia oleracea (spinach), 1189 nucleotides long. Its product is annotated as bifunctional TENA-E protein. Lineage: Eukaryota; Viridiplantae; Streptophyta; Magnoliopsida; Caryophyllales; Amaranthaceae. The record is from RefSeq and is a predicted model, not a curated record. The coding region runs from base 316 to 975 and encodes 219 amino acids. The transcript is spliced from 3 exons. Gene Ontology annotation, cellular component: cytosol.
AUCAAAACUCUAUCCUUAAGAGUGUGGUCGUACAAAUUAGCUUAUGAUAUCCCCCAUUUUAUUCAAUAAUAAUCUCCAAGUCAGGUUGAAUCUAGUCUGUGGUUUACUUGAAUAGUUUCUAGUCAAGUUAACUUCACCCGAUUCGUGAGCUUGUUAGUUGUUAGUUGUUAGGUAGAAUCCGAAUGACGGAAUGAGUAAUGACGGAUUCCCCAACAAUGACCAGGUAUUGGCAAUUUGACAGUAGCGCAAGUCUUAAACCGCUUCUGCCAAAAAGUCAAACAGCAAAAACUAAAACGGGAGGGAGAGAGAUUGAAGAUGACAACCAUAGAAACUUGGAUAAACAACCAUGAAUCAGUUUACAAAGCAGCAACUCGUCACUCUUUUAUAAUCUCCAUCCGUCAUGGUUCCGUCGAUCUCUCCUCUUUCAAACGCUGGCUGGGUCAGGACUACUUAUUUGUCAGGAAAUUUGUUCCUUUUGUCGGUAGUGUGCUGGUGAAAGCUUGUAAGGAAUCAGAUGAUGAAUCAGAUAUGGAGGUUAUUUUAUCUGGUUUGGCUUCUCUGAAUGAUGAAAUUUCCUGGUUUAAGAAAGAAGCUGCAAAAUGGGAUGUUCAGCUCAGUGCCAUCGCCCCUCUGCAGACAAACCAGAACUACUGCAGGUUCUUAGAAAGCCUGAUGCAACCAGAUGUCAGUUACGCCGUUGCAAUCACAGCCUUCUGGGCAAUUGAGGCUGUUUACCAAAUGAGCUUUGCCCACUGCCUCGAAGAUGAUGCCAAAACUCCUUCAGAACUCAGAGAAGCGUGUGAGAGAUGGGGGAAUGAAGGGUUUGGUAAGUAUUGUGACUCCCUGAAGAAGAUUGCUAACCGAUGUCUAUCAAAGGGAUCAAAUGAUGUGCAAGUCAAAGCCGAGGCCAUGCUUUUGCAAGUUCUUGAACUAGAAGUCGAGUUCUGGAGUAUGAGUGAUGGACAGAUCAAUUAGAAACAGAAAGUACUGUGUUUUGGUUGUGAUUUCUUGUAUGUUUUAAAGUUUUGCUCUAUCAAUCUUAUGCUUUUCAGAUUUACUGGAUUAAAAACUGGGUUUCCAAGCAUUUUGUAAAUGUUUGGAACAAGGCAGAAAUCGCAACGAUACAAGUAAAACUGUAAAAUUACCACUUAAUAGUUAAUACUAAUAUAUCAGGGUCAAAUUAUCAUUU